GCCAACGAAGCCAACUCAGAAGCAUUUCGAGCCGCCAAGAUGGAGGUUCUGUGCAAAAUAUUAGCCGUGUGCUUACUGCUCGUCGGUGCUCAGGCGUUCCCGGCAAUUGAACCAGUCAAGAGCUCCAACGAGCUCACCUGGCAGUCCCUGUUCUUCGAUGCUCUGACUGGAAACCUGCAGGAGCCCCAGGCUGAUGAGCUCAUCAACUUGGAAGAGUGCACUGCUCUCUACACGGUGGAUAACAUUGAGAUUCUGUUGACGGCUAGCUACAAGAUUCGUCUUUGCAACAAUGUGGAGUCCAGGGAUAUCGAGAGAUACUUGGAACGUCACGACGCCAUCUACACGAAGCACAACUUCGAAUGGGAGUUGCUUUCCUGCCACAACCGCGACUGCUACGUGGAUACCGUUCUGAACCUGUUCAGCUCGGUUCGUCGUAACCGCUACGAUCAUCGUCGCCGCAGGGCCUGCAUUCUCCGCGAGGUGGAGAGGGCAGCCAUUAAGCUGGAUGCUGCUUCCGUCGCUCUGGCUAACUGUCUUGCCCAGGCCCAGCCUCAGCCACAGCCCCCCCAGAACAGCACUGUGCCCCCUCCGCCCCAGAACACCACCGCCAGUGGACCUGGAUUGAACAGCACUCAAUGGCCCAAUACCAACACCACCCCCAACUUUACCACAACUGCCCUCCCCCCAUGGUGGGGAAACAGCUCUACCCAAGUUCCCUCGGAAAACACGACAGCUCUACCUCCAUGGUGGGGCAACAGCACUACCAGCAGACCCUCGGGAAACACGACAGCUCUACCUCCAUGGUGGGGAAACAACUCUACCCAAGUUCCCUCGGGAAACACCACAGAUCUACCUCCAUGGUGGGGAAACAACUCUACCCAAGUUCCCUCGGGAAACACGACAGCUCUACCUCCAUGGUAUGGCAACAGCACUACCAGCAGACCCUCGGGAAACACGACAGCUCUACCUCCUUGGUGGGGAAACAACUCAACCCAAGUUCCCUCGGGAAACACGACAGCUCUACCUCCAUGGUAUGGCAACAGCACUACCAGCAGACCCUCGGGAAACACGACAGCUCUACCUCCUUGGUGGGGAAACAACUCUACCCAAGUUCCCUCGGGAAACACGACAGCUCUACCUCCAUGGUAUGGCAACAGCACUACCAGCAGACCCUCGGGAAACACGACAGCUCUACCUCCUUGGUGGGGAAACAACUCUACCCAAGUUCCCUCGGGAAACACGACAGCUCUACCUCCAUGGUGGGGAAACAACACUAGUGACGGACCAUGGGGAAACAACUCUACCCAAGUUCUCUCGGGAAACACGACAGCUCUACCUCCAUGGUGGGGCAACAACACUAGUGACGGACCAUGGGGAAACAACUCUACCCAAGUUCCCUCGGGAAACACGACAGCUCUACCUCCAUGGUGGGGAAACAACACUAGUGACGGACCAUGGGGAAACAACUCUACCCAAGUUCCCUCGGGAAACACGACAGCUCUACCUCCAUGGUGGGGCAACAACACUAGUGACGGACCAUGGGGAAACAACUCUACCCAAGUUCCCUCGGGAAACACGACAGCUCUACCUCCAUGGUGGGGAAACAACACUAGUGACGGACCAUGGGGAAACAACUCUACCCAAGUUUCCUCGGGAAACACGACAGCUCUACCUCCAUGGUGGGGCAACAACACUAGUGACGGACCAUGGGGAAACAACUCUACCCAAGUGGGAAACACGACAGCUCUACCUCCAUGGUGGGGAAACAACACUAGUAACGGACCAUGGGGAAACAACUCUACCCAAGUUCCCUCGGGAAACACGACAGCUCUACCUCCAUGGUGGGGCAACAACACUAGUGACGGACCAUGGGGAAACAACUCUACCCAAGUGGGAAACACGACAGCUCUACCUCCAUGGUGGGGAAACAACACUAGUAACGGACCAUGGGGAAACAACUCUACCCAAGGACCCAACUGGUGGAACAGCACCACUCUUGGCCUCGUGAACAACACCACUGAGAAUCCUUGGCUCGGAAACUCCACCCAGGGACCCUGGAACACCACCACCGCUGACGACAGGUCCACCACCCAGGGAAACUGGUUCGAUCACCUGAUGCACGAGCUUGGAAACCUCUUCUAGACCCGAAAAUCCAGCCGAAGCACAUCCCAACUGUUUGGGGGUUUGGUCAGUAGUCUAAGCUUUAGGCCAGCAAAUAAAUAAACUUAUCAGCAUUGAAAA
Molecule: messenger RNA, 2241 nt
Organism: Drosophila suzukii
Lineage: Eukaryota; Metazoa; Arthropoda; Insecta; Diptera; Drosophilidae
Source: RefSeq, a predicted model, not a curated record